Blepharisma stoltei is the source of this 409-nucleotide messenger RNA. Lineage: Eukaryota; Ciliophora; Heterotrichea; Heterotrichida; Blepharismidae. The record is from the annotation of a GenBank genome assembly.
AUGAAAAAUCUUUUGGAUUUCUUGGAUGAUGAAAACUCAAAAAUAGUAUUUAGAAACUGUAGAAGGGCUUUAGAGGCAGGCAAACAGCUCAAAAUAAUAGUUGAAAUUAUUAAUCGGUCAAGUGAGGACUAUAAUGUUGCCAAAUAAAUAUAAUCACAUUUUGCAGGAUCUUUGGCUCAAUUUGGCUGAUAUUAGAGUAUUAACUAUCAUAAAGCUAUUACAAUUAUUGCCUUUUAGUAUUUAUCUUUUCUCAAGAAUGACUGAUAUUCAUACGAUGGCCUUUUUAAAUGGAAGAUUAAGAAUGAAGGAACAAUUAGAAGCUUUACUAAAUGAAUUUGGCUUUAGACUUGAUAGUGUGGAUCAAAUUUCAUCACUUCAAGAUUCUGUUGUUGACGCAACAGCAAUUUAG